AGCGAUACCACCCGCACCCCGGCCGCACCCUCUCCCCUUUCCCCGGCAGUGCAGGAGAGCGGGGCGCCACGGCUUGGGGGCGCCGGGCCCUCAGAAGGGCGCCGUCUCCUCAGCUCGACAGGAGGAAGCAGGGCCCGCGUCCAGCCUUGGGCGGGAGUUUCACUUCUGCAGCCAGCGCGGGAGCCGAACUUCCCCCAGCGGACGGAGCGGGACCCGCGCGAGGGGGCGGGCGGGGGCUGCAGCGGCAGGUCGGCGCUUCCGCGGUGGCGGUGGCUGAAGAGGGGGCGUCUCUGCAGCUGGGGCCGGAGCGACGCGGCUGGCUGAGCGCGCCCCCGGGCUCCACCUGCCCUGCGGAGACGGAGGCAACGGGCCGCGGCCCGCGGCGGGACGAUGACCAGCCCCUCAGAAAAUACAAAGGACAUUCUGGUGAUUUAUGAAGAAGAGGCAGAAGAAUGGGCUCUGUAUUUAAAAUCGCUUUUCAAACACAUUAUAAAGGAACAAGGAAUCUUACUUUACAACCUAGAAACUUUGUCUAUUCAGCAUCUAGAGUCACUCUCUCUAUCCUGUUAUAGAUGUAAACUGCUCAUACUAUCAAAUGGACUUCUAAAAUGCCUGAAUCAAAAGAGAAGAUAUUUCCUGGACAGGGUCCUUGAGCCUUCCGGUAGGGUGGUGAUUCUACUUUGUGGGGUGGAGAACUCAGACGUUCUACAUGAGAUACUGACCUUAGACCAAAGCAGCCAAGAGAUCUCCACCGAUCAGGAUCCCGAGGAAUACCUCUCCAUUGUUGCUGGCGUUAUUCAACAAGACGAACCACAGAAUGAAGAAGCCAAAGAGUCACUGUCUUGCAUCUAUGAAACAGUUCUUGCGGAUGAUUACCAAAAUAACUCUGAAGUUAACUUGCAGUUGAAUGAAGGAGGAGUAUCAGUGAAAACAGAUGUGAGUUUGGAAACUGAAGUCGUUUCUGAAACGUUGGAAACUACAAGACCAUCAGUAUUGGUGCUACCAGAAAGGAUAUCCUGUGAGAACCCUGGUGAAAUAUUCAUUCUUUUGAGAGAUGAAAUAACGGAAACUGUAGAAAUUGAAUUCAUAACAGACAAUCAACGAAUUAGGAAACAGCCAGCCUUUUGGAAUCAGAAGGUCAGAUGCAUGAAAGCUUUAGAUUUUCCUGCUGGCCCUGUAAAUGUAAAUGUCUACUGUGGGGGAGUCAUUAAGGCCAUGACACAGAUUGAAUACUGCACAGCAGUAGAGGAGAUUGAACGCAUAUUUAAAAAAGUGGCUGAUCCAAUAGCUUUUGCUUGUCAGGCUUUCAAGUUUUCUUCUGUGGAGAAGCUUGACAAUACUCUGACCUUCUUAUUGAAAAGCAAUGUGUCUGCUUAUGAAUUCAGCGCUUUCCCGAAUGAAGUGCACCAUCAACAAGCUAAUUCCUAUUGGGAAGAGCUUCCUACACUUCUCCAUUGUGCAGCUAAAUUUGGAUUAAAGAACCUUGCUACUCUUUUACUCCAGUGCCCUGAGGCAAGUCAGGCUUGCAGAAUAACCAACAAACAUGGAGAGAACCCAGCACAUAUUGCUGGAAAGCACGGGCACAAUGAACUCCAAAAAAUCAUUCAAGAAUUGUCAAUUAAUACAACCGAUAAUGAAGACAGUGAUCAGGAGGAGGAGGAGGAAGAUGGAAUUUAUGUGGCCAUGCUGAGCUCAGGCCCUCACAUUACCUCUCCAUUAACAGAUAGACAGAGCACAGGAGACCAGUGUGGAGUCAGACAGAAAGCCUGGGAGGAAUCAGGCAAGAAGGAAGAGGACAAGGAGGAAGAAAAGGAAGAGGAAGCUGAAGAAGUCAAUGAAGUGGAAGAAAAGAAAGACGAAGAAAAUAAUUUAGAGGAAAAGUCAUGCAGCUUUGAUGACGACAAUGACAAUUUAUAUGCCAGCAUACCUGAUGACGAUCCUGAAGUGGGUGGAAGAGACUCUUUUUUCCUGGACAAGCCACCCCUACCUCCUCGAGAUCCAUCUACCACUAUAAAACAAGAUUAUAUUCACUACUUUUCACAAGCAAGGAAAUGGGUAGAAGAUAGAAAGGAAAGAGACGUGACUUCUGGUCAUCUGGAAGUAUAUGGUGAAGAAGAUAAAUCUGAGGAGGAUGAAGAGGAUCCAUAUACUUUUGCCGAGUUGGAUGACAGUGUGUAUGAUAUGAUACUGGCCUCUGAUGAGGAGAAAAGAAAGCAACACGGAUCCUUUAUUAUAAACCGGCCACCAGCACCUGCCCCUCGUCCCUUGUGUUCCCCUAAAGAAGAGAACACUCCCUACAUAGUACAAGUGUUUCAGCAAAAGACCACCAGCACUCAGAGUGAUAAUGAGAAGAUGUACUAUGCUUUCAGGAAGCAAGACAGAGUUCGAACGGACAGUACCACCUAUACCACUUUGAGACACAGCAUCCCUUCUGGACAGGAAGAACUGAUCCUUUUGCAGGAAAAGGUGAAGAAGGGAACAAUUACUGUGGAUGAAGCACUUGAGAAAUUUAAACAAUGGCAGAAUGAAAAAAGCAGUUUAGAAGUCACACAGCAGGAAAAAGUACGCCAGCUCAGAGAUAGCAUUAUUGGGAAAAGACCAGAAGAAGAAAUUUUGUAUGACAAAAUCACCAUUGAACAUCAUCCAAAUGUCCCCAACUCGAAGCCCACCAGAAAAGGAACAGAUGCCUAAAGAUAAUUAAUGGAGUGCACUUCUUCAUUCUGUCUUGCAUCAGCUGCCUCUGUUCAGCAUCCCACACACGUAUCCAAUCUACAUCUUGACUUACGCUCAAUCUACUGCACAUAUUGCUAAGAAAAUGACCAUGCUCUCAUCACUGCAGUUUCUGCACCUUGGAAUCAUAUGGUUCGGGCGAUCCUGGCAAAAGUCCAGCAUUGCUGAAGAAAGCAGUAAUAAAAAUUUCUUGUCAAGUCAGCACUAGAUUUUACACUCUUUCCUUGCUGUUUAUUUCAGUUGAUUCUCUAAAUGUGAGGUUAAGAAAAAAACUGUGCCUUGUUUUGUGUACCAUAUUUUAUACUCAUUUCAACUUUGCUACAAAACUGUUAGAGAAGUGCAACUAAAAAGUGCCACUAAAAAGUUAAAUAAGAUGCUUGAUUUAAAUGGACUCACAUGCACACAACUGGUGAAGUUAUAAAUACAGAGAAGUUGUAUGUUUUCCUUUCUAUUGUUUAAAACUUUUUUAUACACAUUUGUAAUGUCUGUUUAUACAGGAAACUUGCCUCUUUUGCCAGGAGGGAUGGCUGUAUUCUAAUUAGAGCUACUUUCUAACGGCCAUCAAACUGUAUCUUUGUAAAUUAAAUUUGGAUGUAAAUCAGCGCAAGUUAUCUGCAGCUAUAAGCAUGAUUACAAAAAAUAAUGUUUACAGGGCAGGUUUGUGUUUGUUUGUGUGUGUAUGUAUGUUUAAUAGCAUGGCUAGGGUAAACUAUAAACACAGAGCCAGGCUCUAACCUCUGUUAAACCCAUGCAACCCCAGUAAGACAUAUGCAGUGAUAGGCAUAACCAAGCAGAAUUUGACUCAAAUUGUGGUCUGCAUUCACAUAGCGACUCUGAGAUUUAAGUGAGCACCCUCAGUUGUGCAGAAAAACUUACAAGAUUUGAAGAAAUGACCCUUCUUAUCCACACAAGGGAAAUGUACAAGUAUGUAUAUGCAAUUUACAGUCUAGCCAGUACUGUAUCCUGUAGAUAGCACUCACACAAUGCUAGAACUGAUUGAAGUGUUUGUUGCCAGCAAUUUAGUAGUUGGAUUUUCUAUUUGAGAACAAGUUUUUAGAUCAUGAAUUUUACCAAUAUUUUGGUUAUUCAUUAUUGAUUGGCAAAUAAUUUUCCUCAACACAUUUAGGCCUGUGCAUUGUUCAUGCACUGUUCAUAGUGGGCCAUAUCAGACAUUCAGAAUUCUCAAUCUGCCCUUUUAGCUAUGUAAUUAGGCAACUAAGUCAUCUGAUAUGGUUUGUGUUCCCUGACUGGAUGAUCUAAUGUAAGCAUUUCCAGUGUGAAUAUUCUUGUUAAUGCACAAGCACCUGAAUAUGUUUGAAUAAAAGUUCCUCCCUGAACCAAAUACCAAUGUCUAUGGAAAAGAAAAAAGAAAAGGCUCUGACCAUGGUCAGAUUGAGGCACGAUUCAGGUGAGUGAACAUGUUCACUAAGACUUUUUCUUGCUAUUUGCCCUGAUUUAUCAGAGUUAUUUGUGACAAGAAAGCAAACUGUUGCAAACAGAGAUGAUCUGAGGAGCCAGUGUUUGGAUCUGGCUUAGAUUUAAAGUAGAGUUCAGGUCUGGAUUUGACACCAACAAAAUCUUACGAGGUAUUCUCAUGAAGUUGUCUCCCACACCUGUAUAAUUUUAAGGUGAUUAGGGCUGGUUGAAAAUUUUCUGUUGAAACCAUUUCACCAUAGAAAAUAGGGUUUUUGGCUAAAUGUAAUUUUUUGUGAAAAGUGUCUGCUUUCUGUAGCAAAUUUCUCAUUUUCAUUAAAAUCCAAAACCUGAAAA
Messenger RNA from Chelonia mydas (Green sea turtle), 4500 nucleotides. It is a transcript of the gene BANK1, whose product is annotated as B cell scaffold protein with ankyrin repeats 1. The transcript is spliced from 17 exons. The record is from RefSeq and is a predicted model, not a curated record. Gene Ontology annotation, biological process: negative regulation of phosphatidylinositol 3-kinase/protein kinase B signal transduction; B cell activation; negative regulation of B cell activation. Gene Ontology annotation, molecular function: protein tyrosine kinase binding; signaling receptor binding. Lineage: Eukaryota; Metazoa; Chordata; Testudines; Cheloniidae. Bases 391 to 2691 code for a protein of 766 amino acids.